Funneliformis caledonium is the source of this 173-nucleotide messenger RNA. The record is from the annotation of a GenBank genome assembly. NCBI's taxonomy places the organism in Eukaryota, Fungi, Glomeromycota, Glomeromycetes, Glomerales, Glomeraceae.
AUAUUAAAAAUUUGAGUAAAAUUCCUGUAAAAUUUUAUCAUAUUGAUGGUAUAGAUUGGGAAUGUAUUCUAGGUGAUCUUGAUGUAAGGCAAGCAAAAGGAUUAGAUUUAGCUUUAUCAAAAAGAGAUUUUAAUAAAGAUUGGAAAACACAUUUGACUUAUAUUUUUAAAUAA